UAUUGCGGAGAUAAUAAAAGGAUUCGAGCUAUGGCAACCAGGAGAGAAAUUGAUACACGUGCAAAUCCAGUUCAUGUAACGACGGAAUUGAUCGGACAUUUUAGUAUCGAUAGUGAUUUGCAAUAUCGUGCUGAUUUAUCGCAACUAAAAUAUUAUAUUCCUCCUUCGAAUCCUAAAAAUGUAAAUUUCGAUCUCAAUAUAAAUUGUACGUCUGCCCGUCACAAGUCUCCUUCACAUAUCAUAUUGGAAAAUAUAUUAAAGUGGAUUAGCGUUAAUUUUCAUCGAAUCGCGAGGCCAUUAUCAGAACAGGAUGAAGAACGUUGGUUGGACAUCGAUUUCAUUUGUUCUCGUGGGGUAAUAACAAAACUGAUGUGUCGGCCAGAUGUAAAAAGUGACGAAUGGAUUAUUUGUGCUAGUAAAUACCGUGGUACAAUAUAUUUAUGCGAAUUUCGUCCAGAUGAAAGAGAACGUGGUCAAGACAAUGCAACAGUGUCAGACAAACAAAUUUCUACAGGAACAAAUAAGUUUCAGCAAUACAUAGUAGCAGAUCAUCCGUUACAUGAACCAGAUUCAUCAUCAGUACCGGUUAAUGAAUGCGGAGAAUUUCACUGUAUGUUUAAAGCAAAUUUUAGCAAUGUUUCAUUAUUAUACGGUGCAAAAAUAGAUGCUAUUUCUUCACGACAACCUAUAACGGAUACACUUAUUGGCAAACCUUUUGAAUCGAUCGGAUUGAAGACGCUUCUUAUGCCAAAGAAACACUCGGGUUGCACACGUUCCACUGUAAUAAAAUGUUGGAGUACGAAUUUCUUGGCGAAUACAAACAGAAUUGUAGUUGGAUUUAGGGACGCAACUAACACAGUGAAAGAGAUAAAGGAAUAUUCUAUGGCUGAUCU
Temnothorax curvispinosus is the source of this 893-nucleotide messenger RNA. RefSeq names its product decapping and exoribonuclease protein-like. Gene Ontology annotation, molecular function: mRNA 5'-diphosphatase activity. The transcript has 3 exons. Gene Ontology annotation, cellular component: nucleus; cytosol. Gene Ontology annotation, biological process: nuclear-transcribed mRNA catabolic process; NAD-cap decapping. Lineage: Eukaryota; Metazoa; Arthropoda; Insecta; Hymenoptera; Formicidae. The annotation marks the transcript as partial. The record is from RefSeq and is a predicted model, not a curated record.